GCAUGCGUCUUUUACGUGAGCCAUUAUUUUGUCCUCCUCAAGCUUCAAAUGAACAACAGGCUAAGCGUUCCUUGAAAUGAAUUAAAUAUUUAUACACGGAAGAAGCGUUUAUUCCUCUCGUUCUCCGCCGCCGACAUACAUGGAGUCUCUCGGUCAAUAGCUCGUUGUGCCGCCGGGCUGUUCGGUCCUCCGUUGGACUUGGAGGCCGAAAACAGUGCGCGGAGUGACAGCUCCGUUAAAGCCAGCAGAUUGGGUGUUUAUCUAGUUGGCUAGCUACACAGCUAGCUUCCUAGACAGCUAAGAGGAGGGAGGAAAACCCGAAAGUCAAGCGACAGAGCCGCUCCGGUGCCGUCCGACCUGCCAGGGGGAUGGCACACCUUCGAGACAUGCAAAACCAGAAUACCCGGCUGGACCCUGAAGAAUACUUCACCAAGCAAGAGCGUAUUGGCAAAGGCUCCUUCGGAGAGGUCUAUAAAGGCAUCAACAACCGCACGAAAGAAGUGGUGGCCAUUAAAAUAAUAGAUCUGGAAGAGGCAGAGGAUGAGAUUGAAGACAUUCAGCAGGAGAUCACUGUACUGAGUCAGUGCGACAGUCCUUUUGUCACCAAGUAUUAUGGAUCAUACCUGAAGGGGACCAAGCUGUGGAUUAUCAUGGAGUAUUUAGGUGGUGGAUCCGCUCUGGAUCUGCUCCGUCCAGGGCCUCUUGAAGAAACUUACAUUGCUACUAUAUUGAGGGAAAUUCUGAAGGGCCUGGAGUAUCUGCAUUCUGAAAGGAAGAUUCACAGAGAUAUAAAAGCUGCCAAUGUGCUCUUGUCGGAGCAGGGGGAUGUGAAGUUGGCUGAUUUCGGGGUGGCAGGACAGUUGACAGAUACCCAGAUUAAGAGGAACACAUUUGUUGGCACGCCUUUCUGGAUGGCGCCAGAGGUUAUCAAACAAUCAGCCUAUGACUUUAAGGCAGAUAUCUGGUCUCUGGGAAUCACUGCCAUUGAGUUGGCUAAAGGGGAACCUCCCAACUCUGAUCUGCAUCCCAUGCGAGUCCUUUUCCUCAUUCCCAAAAACACUCCACCCACACUUGAGGGACCUUACAGCAAGCCCUUCAAAGAGUUUGUGGAGGCUUGUCUAAAUAAAGAUCCUCGUUUUAGGCCAACUGCCAAAGAGCUUCUCAAGCACAAGUUCAUCACACGUUACACCAAGAAGACGGCAUAUCUGACAGAGCUAAUUGACCGCUACCGACGCUGGAAGUCAGAGGGACAUGGGGAGGAAUCAAGCUCUGACGACUCAGACAUGGAUGCUGAUGGUGAUGUUGAUACCUGCCCCAUCUGGACCUUUCCCACAGUCAGACCCAGUUCUAUGAACAAGUUACAGAAGGGCUAUGCACACACAGAUUCAGAGUCAGGAGACUCGGUGAAAAGACAACCCAAGUCUCAGUGCUUGUCUGCUUUGGUAACACCCAUCUUCAGAGAGUUAAAGGAGAAGCGUCGGGCGAGUGGUGGCGGCGUAGGAGCCAUUGAGGAACUGGAGAACGCCUUCAACCUCGCAGAGGAGUCCUGUCCAGGCAUCUCCGACCGCCUUGUCACACACAUGAUGGAGAGAGUGUGCAGGUUUUCUUUAAAUGGUAACACCACCUCGUCUUUGCGAUGAACCCCCAGUUGAAUGUAACUGCCCUCCUGUUUUGUUGCCUCCACACCCUCCCAACCGCUCGGAUAAGGACCACAGAAGAACCCCACAGCCCACAGCCCCUUCACUUCUCCCUUACCUUUGCACCCUUCCCAAUCCAGUCCCUGAAGAGAUCUUUUAAUUAGUUAUAAUUAAAUAUUUUUACAGUUUUUCUUUAAGAAUGGAGAGUAUUUAAGACAAAAGCCAUGACAUUUAGAGCGUUGUGUUAGAUUGAGAAGAAAAAUAUAAUAAAGUGUAUGUAAAACCUC
This is a messenger RNA of Betta splendens (Siamese fighting fish), 1924 nucleotides long. It is a transcript of the gene stk25b, whose product is annotated as serine/threonine kinase 25b. The coding region runs from base 369 to 1640 and encodes 423 amino acids. Lineage: Eukaryota; Metazoa; Chordata; Actinopteri; Anabantiformes; Osphronemidae. Gene Ontology annotation, molecular function: ATP binding; protein kinase activity. The transcript has 11 exons. The record is from RefSeq and is a predicted model, not a curated record. Gene Ontology annotation, biological process: protein phosphorylation.